Electrophorus electricus (electric eel) is the source of this 1066-nucleotide messenger RNA. RefSeq names its product pinhead (gene pnhd). Lineage: Eukaryota; Metazoa; Chordata; Actinopteri; Gymnotiformes; Gymnotidae. The record is from RefSeq and is a predicted model, not a curated record.
CUCAGAAGUGUCACCAUGGAUGUGUUGCCAUCGUGUGUUUUUCUCCUUCUCUGCGUGUGCCAUCUGAGCUUUAUGGCAGUAUUGAACCAGCACACAGAGUCAAGGAACCUGUUUGCAGAGAGAGCCUGCUGUAGAAGACAAAGUCACUUCCUCUACAUAGGACAAGAUAUCCUAGGCAGUCCCAUAAACAUGGACGUGGGUAUGUGCAGGACUCACUGCAGCCAGUCGCAGCCAAUUGCCUUUGAGGCCAGGGUGCAGAGCUACUCGAGAACUUCCUCCAUGCUGGACUACCUGAAAGACAGAAAGACGCGACUACUGGGAUCGCCCCAUCGAGAGUCCGCGAGUACCGUGGGAAAUGUGCCGUCAUGCGGCGCGAGCUCAACCUGCGAGCCUACCGGCAUGCGCGUGGACAAAGUUAUGCUUUUUGACGGUGUGCGCGAGGUCGAAGUGAUAGAAGAGUGUCACUGCGAGGCAAAGGUCACGAGGUGCAUCCGCGCGCCCUCGCUCAAGACGUACUUUUAUGAAACCCCGUAUGAGACCGUCGUUGAUGUUGGGAAAUGUGUAGGGUCAAAAGGUGAACUAGAGGGGUUUUCCUGCGUGCCCACUAAAUUUGACUCCACUGUUGUGGACACGCCAAACAAAGUGGAGCUCAUUCAGACCGUGGUGGGGUGUGACGUGAAAGAAGGAUGCUACAGAGUCCCUUACGUGGAAUAUCACUAUGAGAUGUCAUACAACGCCGACGGACUCAGGGAAGAAACCCUGAAGGAAAUAGAUGUGGGGAGAUGUUUGGGAAGCUGCACUUCAGGAAGCCACUGUCUUCUCAGGAGUGCGUCCGGUACAGCCGAGUGUUUGCUGUGGGCAGAAGGCCAAGGGAGCGCGUGCGUCCCGCAAAGCUACGCGAGCCACACGUUUCUGAAUCAGCGUGGCCAAAUCCGCACCGUACUGGCCAUCACGUCGUGCCUCUGCCAGUCCUAGCCACAGCGACCUCUACUGGGAGUGCGCAAUAACUACAGCGAUGUGACGGAGACAUGUCACAUGCUCGUCGAGGACAAAUAUGUCUCUUAUA